ACGUUUAGCAACCUUUCUUGAGCAAAGAAGAUUGGUUAUAAAAGACCAUCCAUUAUCAUGAUACUGAGUGACACUUGUAAUAUUGCGAGGGAGCAUAAGAGAGCAAAAAUGAGCUUUAACACGAAUUUGUUGAAUAUACUAAUAAUCCUUUACGUAUGUCUCAACUGGGGUUGCAGCGAGGGAGCUCGAGAAAAACAGAAGAGAGAGCUUGAUUUUCAUACCAUCCGACUCAGCUCUCUCUUCCCUUCAUCAUCAGCACCUCGUGUUCUUUCUACAAGAGCUUCCAAUACGAAGUCCUCGCUGCACGUGACGCACAGACACGGCACGUGCUCGCGUUUAACCAAUGGCAAAGCCACGAGUCCUCCAGACCAUGCCGAGAUCCUCAAACUCGACCAAGCGCGCGUUAACACGAUCCACUCGAAACUGUCGAAGAAGCUCCCAGAUCUUAUCAGGCAAAGCACGUCAACGGAUCUACCAGCUGAAGACGGAAGCGCCUACGGAUCAGCAAACUACGUUGUGACCGUCGGAAUCGGAACACCGGAACACGAUCAGUCUCUGAUGUUCGACACAGGAAGCGAUCUGACGUGGAUUCAAUGCGAGCCAUGUGUUGUAAGUUGCUAUUACCAAGAGGAACCAAUCUUUAACCCGUCUUCGUCAUCUUCAUACCGCAACGUCUCUUGCCAAUCGGCGGAGUGUAGUUCUCUCUCUUCUGCUACAGGUCGCGCUGGAAUAUGCACGGGUUCGAGCCCGCGUUCAAAAUGCAUCUACAUUAUUCAAUACGGCGAUUCAUCGUACUCCGCUGGAUUGCUCGCUAAGGAAAAGUUUACCCUAACGAGUUCAAACGUAUUCGACGGUGUUAAUUUCGGCUGCGGCGGGAACAACCAAGGGACAUUCCUCGGAGUCGCCGGACUUCUCGGCCUCGGCCGCGGCGAGCUCUCUUUUCCGUCGCAGACGGCGGCGGCCUACAACAAGAUCUUCUCCUACUGCCUCCCAUCUUCAUCCAGCUACACCGGACACCUCACCUUCGGAUCCGCCGGAAUCUCCAGCUCCGUUAAAUUCACUCCGAUGUCCACGAUCAAAAACAGUCCAUCCUUCUACGGUCUCGACAUGAUCGGAAUCUCCGUCGGCGGUCAGAAACUGGAGAUUCCUCCGACGGUGUUCUCUACUCCGGGAGCUCUGAUCGAUUCCGGAACCGUCGUUUCUCGUCUCCCGCCGAAAGCCUACGCGGCGCUGCGAAGCGCGUUUAAGGCGGAGAUGUCGCAGUAUCCGACCGCGGCGGGCUUCUUGAUCUUGGACACGUGCUUUGAUUUCACCGGGUUUGAGACGGUGACGCUCCCGAGGGUGUCGUUUACCUUCAGCGGUAGCGUCGUCGUGGACCUUGAGCCGACAGGGAUAUUAUACUCGCCUACCACGUCGUAUUAUUGUUUGGCGUUUGCAGGGAAUGACGAUGACGGUAAAGCUGCCAUCUUCGGGAGCGCUCAGCAGCAAACGUUGGAAGUUGUGUACGACGGUGUGGGUGGGCGGGUCGGGUUUGCUCCAAAUGGUUGUAACUGACAGGUGGGUAUAUUUUUAUUUACGGAUUUGGCGCCAAAUUUGUUUUAUUAAUCAAGUGUGUAAUUUGUGUGAGAAAGUCCACGUAAUGGUCUUUUCAAAAAAAAAAAAAGUCCACGUAAUGGUCUUUGAAGUGUAAAAUGUUAGUUUAUUUGACUAAUGAGCUGUUCGUUUGGUUGCCGCAGGUACCGCCGGCGGCGGCAGCGGCAGCGCCAAUAUUUUGUGUCAACUCUUGUUCGUUUCGUUGACGCAGGAAGCUGCGUCUGACGCCGCGUCCGAACACCGCGUCCUGCGGCUGACGCCGAUAAAACCUGCGGUCGUGAUAUAAUAUGUGGCAGCUUCAGCGGUAGCGUCUGCGUCUGCGAAACGAACAACAACUGUCUUCAUUGACGCUGCCGCCGCCGCUGCCGCUGACGCUGAAACCUGCGGCAACCAAACGAACAUGGUUUAAGUCUUUUGUUGUUUGAACAAGGCUCCUAGUUUGGAGUAGUAGCUGUUGAAACACUCCACUCUGUUUCAGUUGUAUUGCAAUGGCUAUUUAAAAACCUGAAUAAUAAGAACAAAGGUAAGGUUUU
This is a messenger RNA of Brassica napus (rape), 2126 nucleotides long. RefSeq names its product aspartyl protease family protein At5g10770-like. The record is from RefSeq and is a predicted model, not a curated record. The transcript has 3 exons. Gene Ontology annotation, biological process: proteolysis. NCBI's taxonomy places the organism in Eukaryota, Viridiplantae, Streptophyta, Magnoliopsida, Brassicales, Brassicaceae. Gene Ontology annotation, molecular function: aspartic-type endopeptidase activity. Bases 58 to 1554 code for a protein of 498 amino acids.